GAUUGCCGCACUCCUUGUAUCGCAACAAGUUCAACGUGCAAUACGGUGUCAUUGUCUGACAGCAGCUGCUGCACGAAUUCCUCAGGCUGUGAAAGUAUGGAUCAUGUGGAAUGCCCUGCGCUCAGUCCUCAGCACUCAGCCUUCAAUCUAGAAUGCGCGUCUGCCAGUGUACAAAUCUCACGCACACUGUCAAUGAGGCUAUGGGUGGCUCGGUAUUUUGCGAGUCGCUUCUAUCUGUGAACUCAUUGCGGGUGCUGUGUGCAUCCUGUGCCGCUCCUCUAUAAUCCUUCAAGAAGUCACAGAUCCAUCCCUCAGCCAUCAUUAUGGCCCGUCGUCGACGUGUCACCUUCGAGUCUUCAAGCUCGUCAGAAUCACACUCUGAUUCUGACUUUUCUUCAGCCUCAUCGCGCAAACCCUCCCCUACUCCUCCAGGAGAGAAACCUGCUCCCAGUGCCGAGCCCUUGAAAGGGAAAAAGCGUAAGCGUAAGUCGUCAAACAAGAAGACGAAGAGUUCAAAGCGUCCUCGGUCGCAAAAAAAGGACGAUCAGGAGACAAGCCACCCAGGACACACCCAGGACCCGGGAGAGGUACACCUCAGUGGAGUGCAACAAGUGCUCAUUACUACCAUUUGCGCAACUGAUCUCACCCUUGGUCUCCGAUGGAUUCCUGCUGGGUUCUAUGCAGUGGUCAAGGUUGAUGGUGCUGAAUACCAGACAAGCAACAAGCCUGUAAACGUAGACCAGGCUGUCAUCGAAUGGCACGAGCGCAUUCUUCUGCCAUGCGAGCCAUCUUCUAAAGUUCAGGUCAGCGUAUAUGCCUCAUUUGAAAUGAGUCCCAUGGUCUGUCACGGAGAACUCCUGCGCGCGUUCGAGAUCUCUGUCGGAGAACUACUGGAUCGCAGCAAAAAAUCGCUUUCCAUAAUAUUUGAGCCAAAGGAGGAUGAAGUCGUAUCCGCUUGUACUUCGCUGUUCAUGACAGUGGAGCAGCGACUGCCUGAUCAAAAUGAUACCGCCGGUCUAUGCCCCCUUACUACCGUUAUGUCAGACGAUAUGGAUUCGUUAGCACUAGAGACUGAUACCGGACAUCGUCAUCUCGUACAAUACCGCAGGACGCAGGACAGUGGGGAUCUCAACCAAUCCAUAAACCACUUUGAAUGCGCGUUGGAUCUCUGUCCCGUGGACCAUCCCUACCGCCCUGCAGCACUCUUCAAUCUAGCCAGCGCAAAGUUCAUUAGUUGCCAAGCUAAUGGGAUAUACCUCGACCUCGACAUUCCUAUCUGUCUUUUUCAACGUGCUCUUGAUUCGCGUCCCAUGGGUCAUCCAGACCGACCUACCACUCAACUCCAUCUUGCCAUUUCUCUGCUCUCUCGCUGCGCGAAACACGGCUUUCAAACAGAUGCUGACACAGCUAAAGAGUUACUGAGCGAAGUCCUCGAUGUCUGCCACUUCAACAGCCACAUUCACAGAGCAGCUUCAUUUACAAUUAAAACAACUGCUCUGCAUUUUGCCGGAAAGAUUGAUGCAAAUGAUUUUGAGCGGGAGCGGCGGGCAGAAUCUGUGCUUCCUUUAUCGCCGGAUCAACUUGUUGAGCGAGCAGAGCGGUGUUUGCAGGGAGAUGAACACCAGGAAUUAGAUGAAGUGAUAUCCCUUCAUUUUGACGCACUGGGGUACUACAACAGUGGACAUUCUCGUCGAGCGCAGCUGCUAGGUAAUUUAGCACUCAUGCUGGAAGCUCGCUUCCAGCAUGGAGGCACAAGCAAAGACUUGGAUGAGGCUAUCGCACUUGACAGGGAAGUGCUGGCCUUGCACCCCGUCGGUCACCCAGAUCGGUCCACAUCAUUAAAUGACCUCGCGACUGAUCUCUCCUCCCGCUUUGAGCACCGAGACAACGAAGAAGAUUUGGAUGAGGCUAUCACAAUUCAUAAGGAAGCGCUGGCGUUGCGCCCCGUCGGUCACACAGAUCGGUCCAUGUCGUUAAAUAACCUCGCGGUUCUUCUUUCCUCCCGCUUUGAGCACCGAGGCAACGAAGAAGACUUGGAUGAGGCUAUCGCACUUCAUACGGAAGCGCUGACUUUGCGCCCCGUCGGUCACCCAGAUCGGUCUAAUUCAUUAAAUAACCUCGCGAAAGAACUCUCCUCCCGCUUUGAGCACCGAGGCAACGAAGAAGACUUGGACAAGGCUAUCGCACUUCAUACGGAAGCGCUGGGCUUGUGCCCCGUCGGUCAUACAGAUCGGUCUAUGUCAUUAAAUAACCUUGCGAAUCAACUCUCCUCCCGCUUCAAGCACCGAGGCAAUGACGAAGACUUGGAUGAGGCUAUCGCACUUCAUACGGAAGCGCUGGCCUUGUUCCCCGUCGGUCACACCGAUCGGUCUAAUUCAUUAAAUAACCUCGCAGAACUUCUUUCCUCCCGCUUUGAGCACCGAGGUAACGAAGAAGACUUGGAUGAGGCUAUCGCACUUCAUACGGAAGCGCUGGCCUUGUUCCCCGUCGGUCACACCGAUCGGUCUAAUUCAUUAAAUAACCUCGCAGAACUUCUUUCCUCCCGCUUUGAGCACCGAGGUAACGAAGAAGACUUGGAUCAGGCUAUCGCACUUGACAGGGAAGCACUGGCCUUGCAUCCGGUCGGUCACACAGAUCGAUCUAUGUCAUUAAGUAACGUCGCGGUUCUUCUCUCCUCCCGUUUUAAGCACCGAGGCAACGAAGAGGACUUGGAUGAGGCCAUCGCACUUGACAGGGAAGCGCUGGCCUUGCGCCCCGUCGGUCACAUCGAUCGGUCUAAUUCAUUAAAUAACCUCGCGACUGGACUCUCCUCCCGCUUCAAGCACCGAGGCAAUGAUGAAGACUUGGAUCAGGCUAUCAUACUUCACACGGAAGUACUGGCCUUGCGCCCCGUCGGUCACACAAAUCGGUCUAUAUCAUUACAUAACCUCGCGAAUCAACUCUCCUCCCGCUUUGAGCACCGAGGCAAUGACGAAGACUUAGAUCAGGCUAUCGCACUUUAUAGAGAAGCGCUGGCCUUGCUCCCGAUCGGUCAUACAGAUCGGUCCCAAUCAUUGUGUAACCUCGCACAUCCAUUCAUGUCCCGCUUUGAACACCUAGGUAACAGAGAAGACCUCGACGAGGCACGAGAGAACCUCCGUUGUGCGUUGAUUCUCCUGAGGCAACAUGAUCCUCGUCGAAUAUCAGUCAAUCUAUCGCUAGCUUAUGUCUAUCUGUUGUUCCAUCUAUCAGGCAUUGACGGCACUGGCCCGGGCGAAGAUAUUGACAGUCUGAAUGUCGUCAUGGAUCAUCUCAAGUCAGCAGCAAAUGUUGUCUCAGGAGGCUCGCUAUCCCGCCUGCGAGCUAGUCUAGACUGGGUUCACUAUGCUGAUGAAUACAAACAUGCUACUCAACUGGAGGCUUAUGCGACUGCCAUGCAACUUCUGGACACUUACAUGUCUACGACGGCUUCAGUUUCAUCUCGACAUGACGUCAUGAAGGACUUCCCAAGUACACUUGCCGUUGAUGCUGCAUCGUGUGCUCUUCGUAGCGGUGAUGUAUGUCGUGCUGUUGAGUUGUUGGAGCAAGGAAGGACUAUCAUCUGGACCCAGAUGACGCGACUCCGCAUGCCUCUUGACGGCCUCCAGACCCGCGGUGAUCAUGCAGUCACCCUGAUGAAGAAAUUUAGAAACCUCAGCUCCCUCCUUGAUAAACCUCCUACGAGCCUUCCGGAUGGAACCCUAAAAAUCGACGUAGAAGCAGAAGAAACCCGGUACAGACGUCUAGUGAAGGAGUGGAAUAGCGCUGUAGAGGAGAUCCGGAAAAUAGAGGGCUUAUCUCGCUUCCUCCUCCCCCCUUUAUUCUCCGAUCUUCAAGAAGCAGCUCGCGAAGGGCCCAUCAUCGUGCUCAUUGAAAGCAAGUCGUCUUGCCAUGCCAUUAUCAUCCCACACAAGCAAACUCCUAUCAGCAUCCAACUAUCUACCAGUGUUGAGAAGCUCCAGAUGCUGGUGGACAAACUCCAUCGCACAGAUAGUCCAGCGCUUAAAAAAGCCUUGACGGAGUUGUGGGAUGACGUCGUCCGCCCGGUGGUCGAGAAUCUGGACGGAAUUGCACCACGAGGUUCUCGAAUAUGGUGGUGCCCGACAUCUGUCUUCAAUUUCUUGCCGUUGCAUGCCGCUGGCGAGUACAGGAAACAAGGACGGUUCCUUUCACAUCUCUACAUUUCUUCAUACACGCCAUCGCUCACCGCGCUGAUCAAGGCUCGCAGAAGUCAUGAAAGGUCCCCAUCGGUGCCCUUCGUUGCGAUUGGUCAGAAUCGCCCAGCCGGUGCCUCAUUCACUUUGGAUGCUGUGGAACCUGAACUGGAAUUGGUACGGAGCCUUUUGCCCCCUCCCCCAACUAUUUCGUUUUCCAAGAUCACCAGUGUGGAUGCCACAAAAUCGAGAGCACUGUGCGCAUUGCGAGACAAUACUUGGCUUCAUCUUGCGUGUCACGGGACACAAAACAUUGCUGAACCCUUCAAAUCGGCCUUUCUUAUGCGCGACGAGCCUCUUUCGCUCCUCGACAUCACACAAACAGAUCUGUCUCGGCAUCAAUUUGCAUUUCUUUCUGCCUGCGAAACCGCAGUGGGUGACCACAACACUCCUGAUGAAGUGAUACACCUAGCGGCUGGCCUGCAGUUUGCCGGGGUCAAGAGCGUUAUUGGAACAUUAUGGAAGGUCAACGAUAGUACCGUGGAGCGCUUAGUCAAGGCAUUCUACAAAAACUUUUGCGGGGAUGGCACGAUGAACUCUAAACGAGCUGCCCGGGCGCUGCACCGAGCAGUCUAUUUACUAGGUUCUGACCAAGACAUACCUUUGGACCAGCGUAUAUUGUUCGUGCAUAUUGGCAUAUGAUCGAUACUCAUCCGGUCAUGGCCACGCAAAACUUGUUGCCAAGGACUUUGAUAUUUAAGACUUUGAGACUGUAUACCUACACGAUAUGCACAUCCAAUUUCGACUUGAAUUUACAUUUUCCAGUUUAUGACCUCGGAGCCAGAUGUGGUUGUGCACUCAGGGCUGAUGAUUUGUGGGUAAGAUUGAAGUCGUACAACAGGAUCUGGGUAUAACAACUUCAAGUU
This is a messenger RNA of Suillus bovinus, 5098 nucleotides long. RefSeq names its product CHAT domain-containing protein. The transcript has 11 exons. The record is from RefSeq and is a predicted model, not a curated record. Lineage: Eukaryota; Fungi; Basidiomycota; Agaricomycetes; Boletales; Suillaceae. The coding region runs from base 324 to 4874 and encodes 1516 amino acids. Gene Ontology annotation, molecular function: protein binding.